Styela clava is the source of this 4829-nucleotide messenger RNA. Its product is annotated as ATP-binding cassette sub-family C member 4-like. Gene Ontology annotation, molecular function: ABC-type transporter activity; ATP binding; ATP hydrolysis activity. Gene Ontology annotation, cellular component: plasma membrane. The record is from RefSeq and is a predicted model, not a curated record. Gene Ontology annotation, biological process: transmembrane transport. NCBI's taxonomy places the organism in Eukaryota, Metazoa, Chordata, Ascidiacea, Stolidobranchia, Styelidae.
GUGGCGACAGAAUAACUUCUGAAUCAAUAUCUUGCAGUUAUCGGUUAAAAGAAUGUAAAAUUCUUUAGCAAUUUUGAGGCGUAUAUGUUUUGUAGAAAUGAAGAAAUUACGAUCAAAUCCAAUGUCUCGGGCAAAUAUAUUUUCCUACCUAUCAUAUUGGUGGCUGAACGACUUUUUUGCUGAAGGAUCCAAGCGGACGUUACAAGAAUCAGAUAUGUUUGAACUUGAUGUUUCCAAUAUGUCCGCAGAAAUUACGAGUGAUUUGGAAAGAAAUUGGGAGAAAGAAAUUCGAAGAUCUAAAAAAACAACCGAACCGAGUUUAAUCCGAGCGGUAGCAAUGACAUAUAGGAGGCGAUUUAUGUUAUGUGGUGUAUUAGCUCUUAUAGCAGAAUGUCUCCGAACAGCAGUACCAGUCUUGAUAGCAUAUCUCGUAAAAUACUUCGAGAAUCAAACGGUUACUCCAGUUUGGCAUGCAUAUGCUUAUGCCGCUGGGAUAAGUGUCGUUACAAUAUUAUUGGCUUUUAUUCAUCAUCAAAAUUUUUAUAUAACUCAAAGAAUUGGAUGGCUUAUGCGAGCAUCAACCUGUGCCUUGAUGUAUAAAAAAACACUUCGCUUGAGUCAGAAAUCAUUGAAUAAUACGUCGACAGGUAAAAUAGUUAAUCUCGGAGCCACAGAUGUUCUUCGAUUUGAUGUGCUUCCUAGCUUUCUGCAUUAUCUCUGGAUCGCACCGCUGCAAUGUUUAAUUGUUGGAAGUAUAAUCUGGCAAGAACUUGGAAUUGCUGUAUUAUCUGGAAUGGGAUUCUUGAUUUUGAUCAUGUUAUUGCAAAUAUUCAGCGGACGGGCAUUCGGCAAAAUUAGAAGUAUGACAGCUGUUAUUACAGAUAAACGCAUACGACUAAUGAAUGAAGUGAUAACUGGAAUGAGAAUUAUAAAAAUGUAUGCAUGGGAAAAACCGUUUGCAAAACUUGUUUCAAACACAAGAAGGAAAGAAGUUCAAAAAAUUCUUCUUUCGUCUUCAUUGAAAGCUUUUAAUUUUUGCAUUCAUGCAUUCCAAGAUAAAAUACUCACCUUUGUUACCUUAUUGACAUAUGUCGCCUUAGGAGGUACAAUAACAGCGUCGAAGAUAUUUAUAGUAAUGGGACUCAGCUCAUCUUUGAAACUUUCUACUACUUGUUUCGCGCUAGCAAUUGAAUAUAUGUCAACAACUAACGUAUCAAUGAAGAGAAUACAGAAAUAUUUGCUGAUGGACGAAUUUUCUGAUAUUCGAAAUUAUUUAAAAUCAAACUCCGACCAAGAAAUUUACGUAGAACUCGAAAACUUCACUGGUAAAUGGGAAUUGAAUGAUGAUGCUAAAGAGAGAUCUGAUACAACAUUAAAUUGUGUAAAUGUCCGAGUAGACGCAGGAAAGUUGGUCGCAGUUAUUGGACCGGUUGGCUCAGGAAAGUCCUCGCUUUUAAGUGCAAUACUCGGUGAAUUACCUGCGGCUGAAGGGAAGGCUACAGUUCAUGGAAAUGUUGUCUACUCCAAUCAAGUUCCUUGGAUUUUCUCCGGUACUGUACGAGAAAAUAUUUUAUUUGGUGAGGAAUUCGACCAAGAACGUUACCACGAAGUAAUCCAUGCAUGCUGUUUAAAGAAGGACCUCAAACUUCUGGUUGAUGGAGACAUGACACUCAUAGGCGAGAGGGGUGUUACAUUAAGCGGAGGUCAAAAGGCAAGAGUAAGCUUGGCACGAGCUGCGUACAAAAGGAAUGCAGAUAUAUGUUUAUUGGACGAUCCACUAAGCGCAGUAGAUAUCACUGUCGCAAGCCAUAUAUUCGAACACUGCAUUUGUGGAAUAAUGAAAAAGAAAGCGCGAAUACUCAUUACUCAUCAACUGCAGUUAUUGAAGAGCGUGGAUGAGAUUCUCAUUUUCAAAGAGGGAAGAGUAAAUGAUCGCGGAACUUAUGCCGAACUUCAGGAUAGUGGAGUUGAUUUUGCUGCUUUGCUCUCGAAAAAAGAAGACGAAUACGAAUCGGUUUCUCGCGAAAAAGGACAAACAGUUACAGGAUCCCCCAUUAGCCUGAAUACAAAUUCAAAUGAUUCACCACAAAAAUCCAUAGUGCAACAAAUAUCGAUCGGAGACAAUAAGAACGAGAGAUAUUCAGAAAAGAUCGUUGCAGAAGAAAUAAGAGAACAAGGAAGUAUUGGAGGAAAAGUUUAUCUCGAAUAUUUCAGAGUUGCGGCAAACGCAUUCUUACUUUUUUUAUUUUUCAUCAUUGUUAUAGCAAGUCACGUGCUAUAUAUUAUGAAUGACUGGUGGUUAUCGAAAUGGACAACGUCAUAUGAAAACUAUCUGUCAAAUUUUUCAUCGAAUAAUCCAGAUUUUUCUUCUGGAUCGGGACAAAAUGAACCGUCUGAAGUUUUUAAUUCGACUACCUCGUAUACAAGUGUUAACAAUACAAACACGUUUGAUUCCAGAUAUUACAUGAAGAUAUAUGCAGUUCUUUCCGCGAUGGUGUUUUCGAUUGUGUUUCUUCGUGCAAAUUUACAUUUUUAUAUUUGCGUAACCUCCGGUAUCCACAUGCAUAAGAAGAUGUUUGAAGCAAUCCUACGAGCCCCGAUCAGAUUUUUCGAUACUAAUCCAGCAGGAAGAAUCCUAAACAGAUUUUCCAAAGACAUGGGACAGAUAGACGAGCUUCUGCCAAUCACUUUCAUUGACUUUCUGUGGAUUCUUGGCGUGAUCGUCAGUGUUGUAAUUCUCACAUCAGUCGUCAACUAUUUUGUCAUCAUUGUAAUUAUUCCAUUGGUCAUUUAUUUUCUCUGGCUAAGAAGCUAUUACUUGCGUACUUCAAGGGAUAUAAAAAGACUAGAAGGAACUUGCAGGAGUCCAGUCUUCAGCUUGUUAUCCUCAACUUUACAAGGUUUACUCACUGUUCGUGCUUUCGGUGUUCAACACCAAUUCGAAGAUAAAUUUCACGAAUAUCAAGAUUUACACAGUGCGUCAUGGUUUCUGAUUCUUGUUGGAACAAGAUGGUUUGGAUUACGACUCGAUUUGAUAACUGCUACGUUCAUAUCAGCCGUUACAUUUUUCUCCGUAAUUAGCGCUUCAUUACUGAAUCUUCAUUCGGGUGAAAUUGGAUUAGUCUUAACUUACACGGCAUCAUUGAUCAGUAUAUUCCAAUGGGGUGUUCGUCAAAGUGCAGAAGUUGAAAAUUUAAUGACAUCAGUAGAAAGAGUUCAGCAAUAUUAUCGCAUACCGCCAGAAGCCGCGUUGGAAAAUCCUUAUAAACAACCACCAAACAGCUGGCCAACAUCUGGCGCUAUCAAGUUUGAAAAUGUAUCUUUUUCUUAUUAUGAUGGUGGACCGAAUGUGCUAAGAAAUAUUGAUUUCGCAAUACAACCAAAAGAAAAGAUUGGAAUUGUCGGACGAACGGGUGCCGGGAAAAGUUCUCUCAUAUCAGCACUUUUCAGACUUUCUGAACUAACAAGUGGUGAAAUAUUCAUUGAUGGAAUUCCCAUAACACCUUUAGGACUUCAAGACUUACGUAAAGCACUAUCUAUAAUUCCGCAGGAUCCGAUCCUUUUCACUGGAACAAUGAGAAGAAACAUUGAUCCUUUCGACAAUUAUUUGGAUGACGAUUUAUGGAACGCAUUGGAGCAGGUUCAGUUGAAAGUGUUGGUUGAAUCUUUCCCUUUGAAACUCAACACAGAACUUGCUGAAUCAGGAUCUAAUCUCAGUGUUGGACAAAGACAACUUGUUUGCCUUGCACGAGCAGUUUUGAGGAAAAGUAAAAUUCUUGUGAUUGAUGAAGCUACUGCAAAUGUCGAUAUCAGGACAGAUCGUCUGAUUCAAAAGACGAUAAGACGAAAGUUCAAGCAAUGCACUGUUAUAACUAUUGCUCACCGAAUAAAUACAAUAAUAGAUUCAGACAAGAUUUUGGUGCUAGAGGAAGGACAAGUUAAGGAGUUCGACAAACCAAAUGUUCUUUUGCAAAAAAGGGAUGGCCUGUUUGCUAGCAUAAUGAAAAGCGCUGGUCUAUCUAUAGCAAAACCAAAUUGCGAAUAAAAAAGGCUACAAAAGUGACAGCAAUAGUUGUAUUUGUUCAGGCUUUCAAUUCUAUUUUAUUCUUUGAACAUAUAAAUGCUUGCUAUGAAUGUAAUAUAUUCUGACGUGAUAUGAGCUAUUAUUUUCGUUUGAUUUUCAAGUAAAUUUCAUUGUUUAUUUUGUAUUUGUAUUUAAGUGUAGCCCAAUAAUAAUUGUAUAUGUGAGAAAUAAAAACCUGUCAUUAGUCAGUCAGGUAAUUUUGUGACCAUCAAAGGCAUAAGCAUUAUAUACCGCCUAGUAUUUGAUUAUAUCUUUGAGUUCCGUGGUUUUACAUAAUUUAGUUACGAAACUCUUACACCAAUGAAUUUGUAUUUUAGGAUGAUUCCGUCAUUAAUUUACUUAGCCCGCCUAAAGUUACCAGUCAACAAUAAUUUGAUAGUACUCUUUUACUUUUACGAUAUCAGCUUUAUAAAACAAGACACAGUAUGAAUGAGUAAGCCAACAAAUAUUCGAGUCUUGCAAAUUAUGAAGCAUCGAAGUUUUUUCAAGGGCUUUAUUCGUAUUGAUUCGAGAAACGCUUUAGUGAAGAGCAACCAAUUAGUUCCACUGCGGUAUAAGCAAUCUAAAACUUUUCAACGAGAAAUAACCAUUCAUAUGAGUUUCUGCAAUUUUCAUAUGCGCGAAAUGCUCUCGAAAGUUUGAAAAUGGAUUGACAUUAUAAGAUUCAUUUUUAAAAUAAAUAUAUACAAGUUAAAAAUACCAAUGUAGUCGGACCCGACCCUAUUAAAUGCGGUUUAUAUGUGUU